UGGCUGGCUGUCCACAUUGGAGUGUGCGCUGUGCUGUGCUGUGCUGUGCGGGAUACAACUGUGCGCGAUGCGGAAUUUGUGCAUAAUAAAAUAAUUUAAAUCAUAUUUUAAAAAUCUCCACAAUGGGAGAGGAAAAAAUUGAAAAUAUUCGACCAAAUGGUCUGGGCGUGCGGCACGCGCAGACGUUCCUGCUCUUCCUGGCCAUGCUGUUCGCGUUCUGCAUGCGCGUCAACAUGAGUAUGGCCAUCGUCGACAUGACCAACGACAAGCACCCGGAGCACUUUGAGUGGUCUCACAGCGUACAGUCGAUGAUCCUGUCGUCGUUCUUCUGGGGCUACAUCGUGUUGCAGCUGCCGGCGGGCGAGCUGGCGCGCCGCGUUGGCGGGAAAGUCCUCAUGACAAUCGCUGUCUCUGUUAAUUCUCUAUUAUCUCUGCUAAUGCCUACUGCUGCUAAAAUCGGUGGUUGGCAAUUGGUUUGCGCAUGUCGCGUGCUGCAAGGCCUUACUCAGGGCUUUAUCUACCCCUCCAUGCACCACCUCGUCAGCCAGUGGAUCCCCCUGGAGGAGAACGGACUCCUGAGCACUAUUAUUUAUGCAGGUGGUCAGCUUGGUAUAGCGUUUCAGCUAAUAAUAUCAGGCUUCAUAGCGUCGGAGUGGGGGUGGCAAGCGAUAUUCUACACCAACGCAGUGCUCGGACUCAUUUGGACUGUAGUUUAUUUGAUAUAUGGUUCCUCGUCUCCGGAACAAUCAAAAAUUGUGUCGAAAGAAGAAUUAAGAUACAUACAAAGAUCAUUGGGACGAGUCGACAAUCAAAAGCGGCAACCGUCACCGUGGUCGAAGAUCGUAACUAGCCUGCCGCUGUGGGCGGCCGUGGUGGCGCACUGCGGACAGAAUUGGGGAUUCUUCACGCUCAUGACUGAGAUGCCCACGUACAUGGCAAAAGUACUGGGAGUACAGUUGAAGAGUAACGGCGUCCUGUCGUCGCUGCCCUAUCUGGCGAUGUACUUGCUGAGCUUCCCCAUGGGCGCCAUGACUGACCUUAUUAUUCAUCGUGGCUGGCUCAGCAUCAGCAACACCAGAAGACUAUUUAACACUAUUGGUCUUUGGGGUCCGGCUAUCGCACUUAUUGGUCUGUCGUACGCUCCUGAGGGUAAUACGUGGAUUGCCGUUACAAUGUUAACUGUCAGUGUUGGCAUUAACGCCGGACAGUAUGCUGGGUAUUUGCUAGUGAUAAUAGAUCUGGCGCCGAACUUCAGCGGCUCCAUGAUGGGCAUAUCCAACUUCUUCGCCAACGUUAUCUCUAUCAUAGCGCCCCUCGUUUGCGGAUUUAUCAUUGAUGAUGAGACGGCAGCAUCGGAGUGGCGGAAGGUGUUCUUCCUCGCCUCGGGCGUGUAUUUCUUCACAAAUCUUUUCUUUUUAAUAUUUAUGACUUCAACGAGGCAGCCGUGGAACGAACAUAAGAAAGAAACCGAUAUCGAAAUAAAACCGACGACUGGCUGAAGAAACACCGCGGUCUAAAUCACUACUUUUUUAUUUAUUUCUGUACCUGAAAUAACAAAGGCUUGUAUAUAGUUAGACAUAAUAAAAAUAAUACUGGA
Messenger RNA from Papilio polytes (common Mormon), 1597 nucleotides. RefSeq names its product putative inorganic phosphate cotransporter. Gene Ontology annotation, molecular function: transmembrane transporter activity. The transcript is spliced from 11 exons. Bases 123 to 1499 code for a protein of 458 amino acids. Gene Ontology annotation, biological process: transmembrane transport; monoatomic anion transport. The record is from RefSeq and is a predicted model, not a curated record. Gene Ontology annotation, cellular component: plasma membrane. Lineage: Eukaryota; Metazoa; Arthropoda; Insecta; Lepidoptera; Papilionidae.